AAUCAGAAGCAUCUAGACUACUUCCAUUCGGGAAGGAAAUUAAUCGCCAAACAAGACUCAUUAAACAGCAUCUGCACGAUUUGACGACCGACUUUCGUUGCCUAUCCCGUUCCACGUCACGUCAAGCGCAAUACGGGCAUCAGUCGGCAUCAGUCUCUCCAGCAGCGACUUCGGAGGAAUAGACUUGCUCAACAAGAAUCUCCUUACCCAAUCCGCACAAAAAUGGCGGAUGUUGCUGAAGUCAAACUUGUCGACAAAGAGUCCCAAGGCAAUCAAACGGAAACUACAGCUCCAACUAAAUUGGCGACUGAGCCCACAGGAAAUCCAAAAGUCACGUUACCGGAACCGAAAAAGGGCCUGAAAAAGGGCCUGAAAAUGGGACUGAAAAUGGGCCUGAAAAUGAGUCUGAACAAGGGCACGAAAAAGACGGAUUUAGAUUCAGAAUCACAAGACGCUGGCAAAGAUGAUAAAUUGCUCGGCAAAGAGUGCUUGGAGAGUGACACCACAGAGGGAAAAGCGGAUGAAACUGAUGAUAAAGUCACUGAUGAAGUCGUAGAUGAAGUCACUGAGGUAAUUGAAGGUAAAGUGAAUGGUACAGUCAAAAGUAAAGAUAAAGUUAAAAUGAAAGUCAAGGAUGUCGAAGACACCAAAGUUGUCAAGAAAGCGGAUGGCAAAUCGACGUUCGCUGGAGCCAUUGGAGGCCUUUUUGGCAAGAAAGUCGCAGCGGCUGCAGAGGAAGCGGUUUGUGAUCUGAACAAGGCCAUUGAAACAAACGGAGAAGAUCUGCCUGACAUUGGUGAAAUGAGCAAAUAUCCAACUAACGUUGAAGUUUGCUUCGACGAACGACGAGUCUCGAGUGUCGUAAAUGAAGGACUGGCAGGAGUCGCUGGUUGCCAUCAGACGGCACAAAAAUCAGAAAAAGAAGCAAAAAUCACGUUACCAGAACCGAAAAAGAGUCGGAAAAUGAGUCUAAAAAGGAGCAAGAAAAAGCCGGAUUUGGAUUCGAACCCCCAAGAUGCACUGGCAACAUUAACUCAAAUUGUUGGUAUGACAAACGAAUUGGCCAAACAGGGCUUGGAGGAUGGCAGCAACACGGUACAACCAGAAGAAGCACCUGGCAAAGUCACUGAUGGAGACACUGAAGAAGAAACAGAUGUAGUUAAAGAUGUAGUUAAAAGCAAAGCCAAAAGUAAAGUUAAUCGUCAAACUAAAAACAAAGGCAAAGUUGGCAAGAAGAGACAAAGCAAAAAAGUUCGAACGGCGGUCGUUUCCGUGAGUAAAGCUGUCGGAGGUAUUAUUGGCGGGCAAAUCGGAUCGGCUGCAGUUGGUGCCAUUGUCGGAGCCGUUUACGACGUGGGCAUGGCCAUUGCCACACGCGGAGAUGAGAUGAACGGCAUUUGUGGAAUAAUCAAAGAUCCAACGAACGUGGAUUCCUGGAUCAAAGCAGCAUCAGGUGAAUCGGAAAGCGAACCAUCGACUGAGUCAGAAGAAGAACAACUCAACUCAGAUCAAAAAGAGUGGACGCCAAAACUGAGAGCGAGUCUCAAAUCAAGUAAGAGCAAGUCGAUGGAAGUCGUUUCAACCCCGGCAGAGCAAGACCUUGUGCGCAUCUACGACAUUUCCACGCAGAAAAUGAGGAAGGUCCUGAAAGAGGCCGGAAUCGCUCUGCCGGAUUAUAAACGCGGCCGAUCAGCGUCUGGCCUCGUUAAAGAAUUGCAGCGACUGAUAGAAACGACCCAGAACGGGUCGUUCACUUUGCCUUCCUAUUUCAAACUGUACGACAGUCUGCACGAACUGGUGACCGUCCAUAGAGCAGAGUUCCAAAUGACAAGCCCAUCGACCAUCACGCUCGCCGUCGAUUCGGAAUCCGUUUGCUUCGACGACAACUUGAAGCGCUUCAUAGCUAAACUUCUUCUGCCCGUUCACGCGGCCCACAAAGUCCCGGAAAUGAAUUCGUCUACGUCGGCCAAUCGAAGAAUUUCAAGCCUCGGUUCGAAACCCACACGGGACAGAUGUUGCGCGAUUGGGUAA
Messenger RNA from Daphnia pulicaria, 2031 nucleotides. RefSeq lists its product as uncharacterized. The coding region runs from base 223 to 2031 and encodes 602 amino acids. The record is from RefSeq and is a predicted model, not a curated record. The transcript has 3 exons. NCBI's taxonomy places the organism in Eukaryota, Metazoa, Arthropoda, Branchiopoda, Diplostraca, Daphniidae.